Molecule: messenger RNA, 2998 nt
Organism: Liolophura sinensis
Lineage: Eukaryota; Metazoa; Mollusca; Polyplacophora; Chitonida; Chitonidae
Product: phosphatidylinositol N-acetylglucosaminyltransferase subunit P-like
Exons: 5
Coding region: 641-1117 (158 amino acids)
Biological process (GO): GPI anchor biosynthetic process
Cellular component (GO): endoplasmic reticulum
Source: RefSeq, a predicted model, not a curated record
AUGAUGGUCAUAGGCCGGUCCUUUUUAUUCAAUAACACAGCGAUCAGAAUUUCAUGAAUUCGGUAUUACUGGUAGUGCUGCAUAUCGGAGACCUAUUCAGAUAGGAAUAAUAACCAAAAGUUAGACAAAAGCCAGUGUAAAACAUAAAAUUGUUUGAAACCGUCUACUAUCACAACGAGUUGUAUGGUGGGGAAAUACCCCCAUCAAUUAAUUUACAUAGCCUAUAGUCCCGCAAGUUUGCCGUUGCUCUUCAUUAACGCCCGAACAACAAAAAUACAAGAACCUAGGGUAAUAUUUACAUAGGCUCUUUUCAGGAUCUUGGUGUGACAUGACAGCCGAGUUUCAUUAUCUCUCAGUCUCAGCAUAAAGCCUAUGCCAUGUGUUGACGACUCUCUUUAGGAUUACGGUUGAAGGCGUUUUCCUUACGAGGUGCAAAGGGUUUGUGAAUAUUAGUUUUAACAGAAACGUGUGCCAGGUUUCGAGCUCGUGUACCAGACUUCACCGUUCAUUGACAACAACAACAACAGCAGUAGCGGUAGACAGUAUACGAUGAUGAACCUGCAUGGAUCCUAUACAUAGGGUUUAUCGUGUCUGAAUACAGUUUAGAAUUUCUCUGAUACUAAUUUGAGGGUCAAAAACAAUGCCGGAACAUUCUCCAUCCCCUACUCCAGAGCGAGCAAUAUAUGGAUUUGUCCUCUAUCUAGGGGCUUACCUAGGGCUGGUGGUAUAUCUUGUCUGGGCCUAUUUACCUGAUAGCUGGCUUCACGCUGUUGGGCUGACAUACUGGCCUCAAAAGUACUGGGGCUGUGGCUGUGCAAUCUACUGUUGUGUGCUGAUUCUGCUGGUCUACAUCCCUCUACCUGGGGGUAACCUUCUAUCAACUCCAGAUCUGACCUCUUCCAACUCCUUCACAGGUGAGCGAGCAAUGCUGUCAGACCUUAAGUACUGUCUGUGGUUUUGUAUCAAAGAGUACAUUACUCCUGUACUGUGCAAAAUAAAUAUGCAAAGUAUCAAAGUGAUCAAGCAGUUCCUACACAGCAGUGUUCCACCACUGCGGGAUAUGUGCCUGUCUGAUGUCAGCGAACAGCUGUAUGGGAGCACCAUAAAUCCCAGCUGAACAAUGUGUUCACCUGAGGGCACUAACAUUGUGACAGGGAGCUGAAAAGCUGUAUGGUACCGUCAACGAUCACAGAUGAAUACUGUGUUCACCUGAGGGCACCAACAGUGUUACAGGGGAGCUGAACAGCUGUAUGGGAGCACCAUAGAUCCCAGCUGAACGCUGUGUUCACCUGAGGGCACCAACAGUGUGACAGGGAGCUGAACAGCUAUGUGGGAGCACCACAGGAGCACAGUUGAACACUGUAUUCACCUGAGGGCACCAACAGUGUGACAGGGAGCUGAACAGCUGUAUGGGAGCACCAUAGAUCCUAGCUGAACGUUGUGUUCACCUGAAGGCACCAACAGUGUGACAGGGAGCUGAAAAGCUGUAUGGGACCAUCACAGAUCACAGCUGAACACUGUGUUCACCUGAGGGCACCAACAGUGUGACAGGGAGCUGAACAGCUGUAUGGGAGUACCGUAGAUCCCAGCUGAACGCUGUGUUCACCUGAGGGCACCAACAGUGUGACAGGGAGAUGAGCAGCUGUAUGGGAGCACCACAGGUCCCAGCUAAACGCUGUGUUCAGCCAAGGGCACCAACAGUGUGACAGGGAGAUGAACAACUGUAUGAGAGUACCAUAGAUCCCAGCUGAACAAUGUGUUCACCUGAGCACACCAACAGUGUGACAGUGAGCUGAACAGCCAUAUGGGAGCACCAUAGAUGCCAACUGAAUGAUGUGUUCACCUGAGGGCACUAACAGUGUGACAGGUAGCUGAACAGCUGUAUGGAAGCACCACAGGUCCCAGCUGAAAGCUAUGUUCACCCGAGGGCGCUAACAGUGUGACAGGGAGCUGAACAGCUGUGUGGGAGCACCAUUGAUGCCAGCUGAAUGCUGUGUUCACCUGAGGGCACUAACAGUGUGACAGGGAGCUGAACAGCUGUGUGGGAGCACCAUUGAUGCCAGCUGAAUGCUAUGUUCACCUGAGGGCACUAACAGUGUGACAGGGAGCCAUAUGGGAGCACCAUAGAUGCCAGCUGAAUGAUGUGUUCACCUGAGGGCACUGACAGUGUGACAGGUAGCUGAACAGCUGUACGGGAGCACUAGAAAUCACAGCUGAACACUGUGUUGAGAUGAAGGCACCAACAGUGUGACAGGGAACUGAAAAGCUGUAUGGGAGCACCACAGGUCCCAGCUGAAAGCUGUGUUCACCCGAGGGCACUAACAGUGUGACAGGGAGCUGAACAGCUGUGUGGGAGCACCAUUGAUGCCAGCUGAAUGCUGUGUUCACCUGAGGGCACUAACAGUGUGACAGGGAGCUGAACAGCUUUAAGGGAGCACCACAGAUCACAGCUGAAUACUGUGUUCAGAUGACGGCACAAACAGUGUGACAGGGAGUUGGACAGCUUUAUUAUUUUCAAAAGUUGCAAAAGUGUUUCAAGUACAGUUGACAGUUGCCUAAUUUGUCCGUGUUGUAAAUGUUUACUGAUUUGGAUGGGAAUGUAAAUGUGCUCACAAAGUGUCAUCUAAAUUUUCAUACGUUGCUAUGACGUAUAUCUUUACUUACAUUCAAAGGCCUCUGACAGUGAACAAAACCUUCAGAUUUUUUUACCUUCUUCACACUCAGAGGCUUGAUUAUCACGUUAUUAGUCAAAGGUAUAAUGUUAUCCAGUUAAAAUCCAGUGCUUAUUACAUUGUAUCUGCUCCUAUAGGUACUAGUAUGUCACAGACUAUCAGUGGUUAACUUCAUACAGCACACUCCACUAAUGACCAUGGCAGGCAGGUUUCUCCCUUAACAACAGCAUUAUAGUCAGGGGAGGUGUAAUUCUGAAACUGAUGAAAUGACCAUUUGACAAGUUUUGUGUGGUAUAAUUUGUCCAACGUAAAUGAGGUUUUAUAAG